AUAUUCAUUCUUCUCUUUUUUUUCUCUUCUUCAAGCUUAAGCUCAUUAUUUUCUUCCAAUGGAUAUUAGAACUUCCAACCUCACCAAUGUCAAAUCCACCGUUCAUUUUUCAUGCAUAUCGAAUCAACACCGUUCCCACUUAACCACAAAGCCCAAGCCCACCACCGUCAAAAUGAGUAGUAUGACUAAAACUCAUAACCCACAUCCUUAUUGGGCUUCUUUGCAUGCCGACAUAGAAGCCCAUCUCAAACAUUCUCUUACGAUCAAAGAACCACUCGUGGUUUUUGAGCCCAUGCAUCAUUAUAUUUUCACCGCCCCAAAAACCACCGUGCCGGCUUUAUGCCUCGCCGCAUGUGAGCUCGUCGGAGGUCAACGCCACCAUGCCAUAUCCGCCGCUUCAGCUUUGUUACUAAUGGAGUCAGCUACUUACACCCAUGAGCAUCUUCCACUCACGGACAGGUCCGGGCCCAAGCCCGGGCCCGUGAUCAAUCAUGUUUAUGGGCCUAACGUGGAGCUUCUGACAAGUGAUGGAAUUGCUCCGUUUGGAUUUGAAUUGAUAGCUAGAUCGGACGGUGGAGAAAAUUCGGAGCGGAUUUUGCGGGUGAUGGUUGAGAUCUCACGGGCUGUGGGUUCAGGAGGGGUGAUAGAGGCGCAGUACAGGAAAGCUUUGGAUGGUGGAUCUGUCGGUGAGGAGAUGUGCCACGUGGAAGAAAUCAGGCGUGUUGUGGAGAAAUAUGAAGGUGGGUUGCAUGCGUGUGGUGCUGUAUGUGGAGGUGUGUUGGGAGGGGGGUGUGAAGAGGAAAUUGAGAGAUUAAGGAAAUUUGGGUUUUAUGUUGGGAUUAUUCAAGGAAUGAUAAAAAGGGGGUUUAAGGAAGAUAAAGAAGUGGAUGAGGCAAGAAAUUUGGCACUUGAGGAAUUGCAAUUUUUUAAGGAUAAAGAGGAGGGGAAUGCCUGUACGGAUUGUUUGGUCAAGAUGGGAGCUUCAUCAAACUUGUCGCUUGUGAUUCUUGAUACACCCCCGAUUGAGUUAUACUUGUCCCUCCUUGCUGAUGCUCAAGGAGUAGCUUUUGUUAGGGAGUAAUCCCUUUUCUUUUGCUUUUGUUUGAUUUUCCAUUUUCUCUCUUGUAACACAAAAAAAGUAA
Molecule: messenger RNA, 1142 nt
Organism: Trifolium pratense (red clover)
Lineage: Eukaryota; Viridiplantae; Streptophyta; Magnoliopsida; Fabales; Fabaceae
Product: heterodimeric geranylgeranyl pyrophosphate synthase small subunit, chloroplastic-like
Exons: 2
Coding region: 59-1081 (340 amino acids)
Molecular function (GO): prenyltransferase activity
Source: RefSeq, a predicted model, not a curated record